AUGGGACCUUUCAAGCCUUCCUCAAACGGGCACAACUACAUUCUGGUUGCUGUGGACUAUGUGUCCAAAUGGAUUGAAGCCAUCCCCUGCCCAGCCUGUGAUGCUAAGGUUGUUAUCAAACUGUUCAGAACCAUCAUCUUUCCAAGAUAUGGCAUCCCAAGGGUUGUUAUUUCGGAUGGAGGUUCCCAUUUCAUCAAUAAAGUGUUUGAGAAGUUGAUGAAGAGUUAUGGAGUCAAGCACAAGGUCGCUACACCUUACCAUCCUCAAACCAGUGGGCAAGUUGAGGUCCCUUUCAACUUGCUGUAUGGAAAGGAUUGUCACUUACCUGUGGAGGUAGAGUACAAGGCACUAUGGGCAGUGAAGAUGCUGAACUUUGAUAUAAAGGCUGCACAAGAGAGAAGAGUAAUGAACUUGUUUGAGUUGGAGGAAAUCAGAAUGAAUGCCUAUGAGAACUCCUGA
Molecule: messenger RNA, 459 nt
Organism: Microthlaspi erraticum
Lineage: Eukaryota; Viridiplantae; Streptophyta; Magnoliopsida; Brassicales; Brassicaceae
Source: the annotation of a GenBank genome assembly